Arachis stenosperma is the source of this 861-nucleotide messenger RNA. RefSeq names its product protein FAR1-RELATED SEQUENCE 5-like. Lineage: Eukaryota; Viridiplantae; Streptophyta; Magnoliopsida; Fabales; Fabaceae. The coding region runs from base 1 to 861 and encodes 286 amino acids. The record is from RefSeq and is a predicted model, not a curated record. The transcript has 2 exons.
AUGGAUGAACAGAAUGAAUUCGAACAAAAUUUCGGAGAUGAAUUUAUUGAGGGAGCGUAUUUUUCUGAAUCUGAUCAGUUAGAAGAUAUCCUUGAAGCCACUUAUGCGGUUGACUCCGUGCAAGACAUUACAACUUUGAAAUUUAGUGAAAAUUUUGCGGAGGAAAUUGGCAAAUAUCACUUUUCUACUUUGCAGCUUGUAUUUGAUUUUUAUCUGAAGUACUCAAAGUCCAAGGGCUUUAGUGCAAGGAAGAGCAAGACCUUCAAGAAUAGUAUUGGCGAGAUUUACAAACAAAAGUUUGUAUGUCAUAGGCAAGGAUUCAUGGAGGAGAAAUAUUACACGAUGGAAAAAAGGAAGAAGGAGCCUAGAUUGGAAACAAGAACUGGAUAUGAAGCCCGAAUGGAUGUUAAAUUUGUACUAGAAAGUGGAAGAAAAAUGUUAGAGGCAGAUAUUAUGCAAAUGAUGAACAUGCUAAAGUCAGAGAUUAACACUUCACAGAUAUUUGGUCUUCUAGCUAGUCAAGCAGGCGGGUAUGAAUUUGUUUGCUAUGGUCCCAGAGAUAUGUAUAAUGAGAUUGCUCGGCAAAGGCGUCAAAUUCCUGGUGAUGCAGCACGAGUGUUGAAGAAGUUGGAGGAUAUGCGGUUAAAGGAUCCACAAUUAUAUUUCAAGGCAUGUCAUGAUUCAAGAGGUUUGUUACGUAACUUGUUCUGGUCUGAUGGGAUUAGCCAACUAGACUACCGACUCUUCGGGGAUGUUAUUGCUUUUGAUGCUAUGUACAAGAAGAACAAGUAUAGUUGUCCAUUAGUCAUAUUCAACGGGUUAACCACCACAACCAAACAACUGUUUUUGCUGCUGCGUUAA